Phytophthora sojae is the source of this 207-nucleotide messenger RNA. RefSeq lists its product as hypothetical. The transcript has a single exon. Lineage: Eukaryota; Oomycota; Peronosporomycetes; Peronosporales; Peronosporaceae. The annotation marks the transcript as partial. The record is from RefSeq and is a predicted model, not a curated record.
GUUUCUGCUGAGAUGAAAGAGGAGCUGGACAAGUUGGGCUUCGCGGUGAACGUGACUCACUUCAAGUGGGAUCAUAUCAUCCUGCCGGGGUUACGACAAUACUGGAAAAUGCACGGCCACGUGGACGUUCCGCAAGCCUUUGUCGUCCCUGCGGGCGAUGAGGCGUGGCCGAAGCUGGGGUUACCGGCAGGGCACCCGAAAAAAUAA